CUGUGACCACUGGUCACUCUGCUGCCGACAUGGCUGCCACCACUGGUCACCCUGGCAACAGUUCUGGUAACCAUGACAACAGAGUUGGUCACCUUGACAACAAAUAUCAUCACCCUGACAACAGAUCUGAUCACCUUGACAACAGAUCUGAUCACCCUGACAACAGAUCUGAUCACCAUGACAACAGAUUCGGUCACCAUGACAACAGAUCUGAUCCCCAUGACAGCAGUUCGGAGGGAACCACUACAGCGGAUAGAGAUUUAUUUUUCAAAGUUCUGCCAGAACCUCCGAAGUGGUCAGGAGAUGACCAGCCGGCAACCACCUCGCCACCAGCCUCCCCCAGCUCACACGGUGCCUCACUGCCACCGACCACUACAUCGCCAUUGAUAUCCAACAACCCACAAGAAAGCGACAUCCCGGAGAGGAUCGUGUUUGGCGGGAAAGGAGCGUCGCCUGGAAACUUCAGCGGUCCCAGCGGCAUGGCCGUGUCAGCUGAUAACGAGAUAGUCGUGGCUGACGUGCACAACAGGCGGGUCCAGGUGUUCAGCACAGAGGGCGUCUUCCUCCGCCUGUUCCCGGCUGCACUGCCUGGCACUGUGUCGGGCACAGAUGGCCAGUUGAUGUACCCUACCGAAGUGGACAUUGACCAACAAGGGCACGUCUGGGUGGUGGGGGUGGUUAAGUUCCCUUCCAUGGCCAGUGCCGUGUCUGUUGUAGACUAUCAGGAUGGCCUGCCGGUCGCCAUGUUUGACGUGAAACGCGACGCGUCUUACCCGAAGAUCGCCGUGGACAGGCGAAGCGGCAAGAUCAUCGUUGAGGCUGCGAGUGAGAUUCUGAUGUUCCAGCCGGACGGCUCGUUUGACCGGAGCUUCAAACCAGGGGAUUCGGGCAUAUUGUACAUCACAACAGACCUGUGGGGGAACAUUGUAAUGACUGACCUCUCCACCAGCGUGAAGAUAUACAAUCAGGCCGGACAUCUGAUCCUCACCUUCGCCACAAAUGGCAAACCGCUGGGCGUGAGCACGGCCUCCCGCGGGUACAUCAUCGUGGGGGACCUGGUCGGCGGGCGGGUGGAGGUCUUCACAGGCGCCGGGGAGUUUGUACGCACCGCCGCUGACGUCACCAACCCCUGGGCCAUUGCCGUGGGGCCGGCCGGAGAUCUGGUGGUCACCAACACAAUUGACAACGUCGUGACGAUCUUUCCACGUCGGAUAGUGUUUCUGGUUGGAUAGGGGACCAACAACCGGUGCAAUGGCCAAGUAGCCUUGCUUCAGUAGGUCGUGAGUUUGAUUCCCAGCCGAGUCAUACCAAAGUGUUUUAAGAUUAUAGUACAUACUAUUUUGCUCAGCACUUAGCACGUAGGAGACGCACAAUUGGUGCAAGGGUUAGCCUCAUUCAUGUGCACUUUCAUCUAGCAUCACUGACUUUACUUUUUGGGGAGGGCGAGCACUGAUUCUCGAAUUUCAACUUCUCCACUGUCGGGAGAGGGUUUCCACACAGCGACCAUGUUGAAAAUUACAAAUCAGAUCCCCCCACCUACAGUAGUCCAUGGGCCAGGACGAUUUUUUGUACCACCGAGAGGGACCAGAGCUAAUAUGGAUUUUUUGAAUCUGCAAUAACCAAAGUUUAUUCUUGUAUAUUAGCAAGCUUUUAUGUACAGCUUUAUUAUUGUAAUCACGUGACCAAAUGACGUCAUUACAAUGAACAUUGCUGUUGGGGGCUAAAUACAAAAGACCGGGACAAAUUAUCAAACAUCAACAAUUUUCCGUGAAAAUUGGUUUGUAGAUAAAACAUGCCUUGGGAAUCACAAAAUAAUCAAUAUUUUGUCGAUAUUCAGUAUCUUUAGGAAGUUACGAGUCUUUAAACUCCGAUUUUGGGGGUAAUCUCGGUGUAGAAAAUGCAUUGUUUACUUUCCAACAUCAGGCAUUUUUUCGGGCUACCUAUGGGGUCUCUUAUGAUAAGUUAUGUUGAUUGGCCAAAUCAUUACCUGCAUUUUGGGCUGAAAAUGAAGAAAAUCCGUCAAUUCUAUCAGGAGUUAUAAGUGUUUUAAGAAUUACACCCCUGCGGGCGUUUUAUCAAAUCACCCUGGUAUCGCAAUGCAUCAUGGGUAAUAUUAAGAGGCUCUGUCUGUAGAAAAAACGAGUUGUCAAAGUCAAAAUAUCGAUCUUUUUCAAUAGUGUGAUGCCUUUAUCUAAUUAUACAAGAAAAAUAAUUUUGGGAUAAGGUGGUGGCCACUGGUUGCCAUGACAACGGCCAUUUUGCUCUAUGAACAAGGCUUACAUCUCGCCCAUUAUACACACCUGUGGCCUACAGAAACACUCAGAAAUUAACAGAUAUAUGAUAGGAAAUUCUGUAAUUCCAUCAUUUUCAUAACUGGACAAAGUUACAACAUAUGGUCACAGGAAUUCAUUCACACUUUUUGCAUACAUCACUUCAAAAUGGUUAAUUUGGGGAUUUCAUGGUCAUUUUUAGAAAAAAAAUGUACAUUUAUGGCUCCUGUGCCCUUGUAAUUAAAUCAAAUGACCUGGAAUUUAGUGUCGGAAUGCCUUUUACAUAUACAAACAGGACUUUAUUCAUGGCCUUUGCACACACUACUUUAUUUCGGUUAAAUAUUGCGAUUUUUUGCCAUUUUUAUGCCAAAAAUGUAUAUUUUUUGCUCCUGUACCCUAGUAGUUAAACUAAAUGACAUGAAAUUCGGUGUGAAUGCAGCUUUCACACUAGGGAUUGGAGAGGAGUCACUUGGAAGAGUCCAUUUAGUAUUGGGGUACAUCUGGAACAGUCCAUUUUUGAACGGGGGCAGAUUUUGAAAAUUUAAUUUCGGAUUAAUUGGGAUGUUGGUAUUGUUCUAGGGUGGGUAAAAUAAUACGAGAAAACAUACAACUCACACAAAACGGGGAUACAGAUCAGACAGUGCAGGGGGUAUGGACACUACUGGGAGAACGAACAAAACGGGAGGUACGGACACUACUAGGCGUACAGACACCACAGGGUUUACGGCACUACAAGGGGUAC
Molecule: messenger RNA, 3012 nt
Organism: Branchiostoma floridae (Florida lancelet)
Lineage: Eukaryota; Metazoa; Chordata; Leptocardii; Amphioxiformes; Branchiostomatidae
Product: tripartite motif-containing protein 3-like
Exons: 5
Coding region: 30-1232 (400 amino acids)
Biological process (GO): negative regulation of translation; proteasome-mediated ubiquitin-dependent protein catabolic process; protein polyubiquitination
Molecular function (GO): translation repressor activity; ubiquitin protein ligase activity; protein binding
Source: RefSeq, a predicted model, not a curated record